Messenger RNA from Varanus komodoensis (Komodo dragon), 1213 nucleotides. RefSeq names its product G protein subunit gamma 2 (gene GNG2). The transcript has 4 exons. Lineage: Eukaryota; Metazoa; Chordata; Lepidosauria; Squamata; Varanidae. Gene Ontology annotation, molecular function: G-protein beta-subunit binding. Gene Ontology annotation, cellular component: heterotrimeric G-protein complex. Bases 257 to 472 code for a protein of 71 amino acids. Gene Ontology annotation, biological process: G protein-coupled receptor signaling pathway. The record is from RefSeq and is a predicted model, not a curated record.
CUCCUCCGCGCCCCCUGCAGCUGUCGCGGCGCCGCGUCCUCUCCCGCUCGCCCCAUCCGGACCCGGCGCGGGAAGCGCGGAGCAGGGCGAGCCUCCCCUCCCGGAGAGAGCCGGGCGGACGCGUCUGCGGAGCCCUCCAGAGUCCUGAUUCCUCACGAGGUGAGCAGCUUCUGAGUUUGCUUCCGCACUGAAGUUCCCACCUGAGGUCGACUGCAGCAGCGCUUUGGAAGAGGGGUGGCAGCGAGCACAUCCUCCGAUGGCCAGCAACAACACCACCAGCAUCGCGCAAGCCCGGAAGCUGGUGGAGCAGCUCAAGAUGGAGGCCAACAUUGACAGAAUAAAGGUGUCCAAGGCAGCGGCAGACCUGAUGGCUUACUGCGAAGCCCACGCCAAGGAGGACCCCUUAUUGACCCCGGUGCCCGCUUCAGAAAACCCGUUCAGAGAGAAGAAGUUCUUCUGCGCCAUCCUGUAAACCUGGCCCGGGGCCUGACUCCGAGGCCGGCCACCCUGGACACUGAUGUAGAGAUUUUUCAGCAACGUGGACGUGUUUCCAGAGUCCACCCAAUUUAAAUUUCAAAAAAAAUCUAAACAGCCUGGAAGUUUACCGAGAAGCGCACGGCCAGGGAGAACACCUGCCUUCUCCGGAGAACGAAUCGACGCUGUCGAACUACGUCAUGAGGCUAAAGAUCUUGACAUCUAUGGAGCUGCCUGGGGAGGAAGGAGGGGAAAGUGCAAAAGCGUACGUUCCAUUUCUACCUUUUGCUCUUGCCAAACAAAACCCUUUUCUCUUUUUUCCAACACAAGAGGGUUUGCGGAGCAAGGUUACAAACGAUGCGGAGGAUUGGUGUCUCGCCUUAUUACAUGGCCUCCCGUUUCCUUUCCCCCACAUCACUCUUAUUUAUGUUGAACUGUAAAAUAAUUGCAACAGGGUAGAUUUGUUCCGAUGUUUCUUAGCGUUGAGUCUUGUGCGUAUUUAGCGUUUUAGAGUAGUGCUACCUGGGGAGGGGGUGGGAGGGGGGAGCGGGCAGGAUCUGCAGCCACCAAUCAGUCUAAGCAACUUUUUAGCAAGGGUUUAGCUGAGAACGUGUCAUAGUUUCUUGAGUGGGUCAACAGGCUGUCUUGUGCUUUCCUAGCAUACUUAGUACCACUGUUUUCUAACAUUUGUAUUUGGUAGCUUUUGUUCUGCAAAUAAACUGUAUGUUGUGUGUUUGGA